Messenger RNA from Ogataea parapolymorpha DL-1, 948 nucleotides. RefSeq lists its product as uncharacterized. The coding region runs from base 1 to 948 and encodes 315 amino acids. The transcript has a single exon. The record is from RefSeq and is a predicted model, not a curated record. NCBI's taxonomy places the organism in Eukaryota, Fungi, Ascomycota, Pichiomycetes, Pichiales, Pichiaceae.
AUGUUCGAGUUAUUAGAAGAGCAGCUCGUGCGAUCAAGCGAUACAGCCUUCCAUUACACACACUAUAGAGAUGUUCCAAGUCUUUUGCCGACGUCAAGGCUGCCUCUUAUAGAGCCAUCUCUUAAACGAGAAUAUUUGGAUAAACACCAGUUAUUUACCACGGAUUUGUUAAGUUUCUUUGGAAUCUACAUACACAAGCCUACUGGGCUGCUCAUAUGUGCUUGUAAAGACAAGAAAUCGUUUGCUCUGAGGCUCGAUCGAUACGAGUUGCAAGAUGUCAUCAACCGCUCCGAAAGAAAUACUCUCCUUUUGUCCAGCAAGCAGAAGGAAGGAUUACAUUACAUAAACUAUACCAAUCGGCCAGGGUUCAAGUUCAGCAAGCCGCAUGUAGUGGUAUGGUCUGAUUUGCAAGAGGAAAUCACCCUGGAAUGCUCGAAAAGAGGACUCAAGGUAGUCUACGAGGUAUCAAUGGCUGACUUCAAGAAUAUUUUCCCAUUGUUGCCUGUCUACUUAGGCAUCAGAGAAAAGGGUAUAGAUCGCGCUUUGGAUCUGUCUCAAAGCGAGUAUGUUCAGUAUCUGGCAGACGGUGAACAUAAGAUUAUUCUAUUUCAGCGACUCUACUCGGUACAAGAACGAUUGACUUUCCUGCUGGACGGCUCGUUGCCCAACGUGUCCAACGCUGUUACGGACUACUUGGAGACUAAACAUCAAGGUGACGUUGCUAUCUUUAUCAUCGAGUGGUAUCGAUUGCAGCUGAAUAAGAACAUCAACUAUAAAGACGUCGCGCCAAAGGAAACUAGUGCCGACUUGGCUGAAUUCUAUGGGAUAUUCCCGGAGGUCCUUGGAGACACUUCACCGGAGGCCAAAGAGAGCGAUGUGAAUUCAGAGGACGAAAUCGAAAUCACGGAGGUGCAAGUACAUUCCACUAAUGACCGGGUAAGCAAAUAG